Miscanthus lutarioriparius is the source of this 564-nucleotide messenger RNA. The record is from the annotation of a GenBank genome assembly. NCBI's taxonomy places the organism in Eukaryota, Viridiplantae, Streptophyta, Magnoliopsida, Poales, Poaceae.
AUGAGGAAGAAUGCCAGAGGAUGCAGGAGGAACUGGAGCUUCAGAAGUCCAAGUGGUGAUUGCCUGAUUGGUAUUUUCGUCGUUUUGACUUUUGAAGAUAGCCACUUUAGUAAAUACUUAAAGCAUUCUAUGGUGCAGGAGGAGAAGCAAAGAGCGUUGUUACAAUUACAGUGGAAAGUAAUGGAAGAAAGUCAACAAGUUGAUCAAGAAGUGAACUCUAAGACGGAUGUAAACUUACCUGGGAUUUUAGAAUCACCAAUUUCGAACAUGUUGAGAAAGGUAGACAAAGUGUCUCAGAACAUUCCUAAACAUAGAAAGGUAACACACCAUGAAUAUGAAGUUGAGACAGCAAAUGGAAGAAUCACAAAGCGCAGGAAAACUAGGAGCACUGUCAUGUUUGGUGAACCGAACACUCAGAAGUCUUUGCAUAAUACUGCUGACAAAGAUGUUACAAAAAUAAAAAAGGUUCCUACAGGAUCCCGUGCACAUCCUGCAAACCUCGGUGAAUUAUUCUCUGAGGGUUCCUUGAAUCCAUAUGCUGACGACCCUUAUGCUUUUGGCUAG